This is a messenger RNA of Musa acuminata AAA Group (dessert banana), 2175 nucleotides long. Its product is annotated as protein IQ-DOMAIN 6-like. The transcript has 5 exons. The coding region runs from base 345 to 2006 and encodes 553 amino acids. Gene Ontology annotation, molecular function: protein binding. Lineage: Eukaryota; Viridiplantae; Streptophyta; Magnoliopsida; Zingiberales; Musaceae. The record is from RefSeq and is a predicted model, not a curated record.
CUGCACUGAGGGCUCCUGAUUCCAGUGUUUAGCAAGGGAUGAUGAGCCAAGCAUUAAAGCAUGAUGAAUUAGUGUCCCAUUGCGAGAAGGUUUUCGGGCUUUCCCAGAAAAAGAGGCUUCCACUCUCCUUAUUAACCAUAAAGAACAGGUGAGAAGGAAGAACUCAAAAGCCUCGGGCAGGUUACCCAAAGCCAACUGCAUCGUAAUCGCACUUCGUUUCCCGACCAAAAGUACAUGGAUCCAAAGUGCAAGAUUUUGUUGGAUUAUUGUAUUCUCUCUCUCUCUCUCUCUCUCUCUCUCUCUCUCUACAGAUCCCUCCCUCUCUCUUUUGAAUUUCAAAUGACAUGCAAAAGGCUACACCCCCCAACGUACCCCACACAGUGUCCUCUCAUCUUAUUCUCCGUUUCACACACUUCCGCCGCUCUCUCUCUCGCUCUGGAGGCAUCAAUAUAUCUGCUGCAAGGUUUCUCUGGGGAGGAAAUCUGUCAAGAAAUGGGUGGUUCAGGGAAGUGGAUCAAGUCCUUGAUUGCAGGCAUCAAGAAGCAAGAGCAGGAUGGCUGUGUAAUCACUGCAUUUUCUGUCGUUUGAUUUCUUCUUUCAUGGUUGAGUCUCGAGCUGCUAAAUUUGGUUCUACUCUCUCUUCUGUUGUUUGUCUUCUCCUUGCCUUCUUGAAGGAAAGGAGCGGUGGUGGCGAUAAUGGAAGGAGCAGGAAGUGGACGAAGCUGUGGAGGAGCUCCUCAUGGGACCACCUGUCGCUGCGGCGGGGGUCGAGGGGCAGUAGCCACCGAUCGGCAGCGUCCGAGGCGUCCGACGCCUCGUCUGUCGCCGACGCGUUCACCGCCGCCGCGGCGACCGUCGUCCGCGCCCCGCCGAGGGACUUCAGGGUGGUCAGGCAGGAGUGGGCGGCCAUCCGCAUCCAGACCGCCUUCCGCGCCUUCCUGGCGAGGCGAGCGCUGCGGGCGUUGAGGGGGAUCGUGAGGCUGCAGGCCAUAGUGCGGGGCCGGCAAGUGCGGAAGCAGGCGGCAGUGACGCUGAGGUGCAUGCAGGCCCUGGUGCGCGUGCAGGCGCGCGUCCGGGCGCGGCGGGUGCGCAUGUCCACCGAGGGCCAGGCCGUGCAGAGGAUGCUCGAAGCCCAUCGGGGCCAACUGGAUCCUCUGAAGGAAGCGGAGGAAGGAUGGUGCGACAGUCCGGGCACAUUGGAAGAAGUAAGAGCGAAGUUGCAGAUGAGGCAGGAGGGAGCUGUUAAGAGGGAAAGAGCUAUUGCUUAUGCCCUUUGUCAAAAGCAAUCUUUGUCAACCAUGAGUGGGAGGUCAAAGCAAACCACAGCCUCUCUCAAGCAUCAUGGUCUUGAUAAAGGUAAUGGGAAGUGGUGCUGGUUGGAGAGGUGGAUGGCUGCCAAACCCUGGGAGAACAGGUUGAUGGAGUGUACAGGCCAGAAGGAUCUUCCUGAAGCAGAAUCCAAAGAAGACAAUUGUGGCAUCCGCACAACAUGCGGUGAACCUGGUUCAGUGAAAAUAAACAAGAACAACAUGACCAUGAGGGUUUCAGCGAGACCUCCAACCAUUACUCACAACCAUGGCUGCAGAACUCGUCCUUCCUCAUCUCCAAGCACUGAAUUAUACUACAACGAGAGUUCUGCAUCGUCGUCAUCGUUCUGCAUGUCGACGCCGAUCUCAACCAGCACUCUUUUGGGCUCAGAGAGAACAGAGGACAGCAACAGAAGUAGGCCCAGCUACAUGAGCUUGACUGAAUCAAUCAAGGCAAAACAGAGAGCUUUCAAUGUGCCGAGAAUGAUGAUACAGGGACAUCCAUCUGCGGAUGCUCGCUCUCAUCGGAGGACUUUGUCUAGUAUUGACAUCAAGAGCACUGACCGCUUGAAUCAUUCAGCUUUUUCUUGCAAUCUGGAGAAUCCACUACCACAAAGGGUUAAGAUUUCUAUGAGAAGCAUGGAAAAAGAAGAUGGUUACUAUGGCAAAGAACAUACUUUUGUAUCUUAUGGUUCUUGAAGUUUGGCUUCAUUACCUCGGCAGAGUUUCCAACCAAUCAAGAUCUCAAGGAGUCUGUGAUUUUUCAGAGAACAUUCUUGGCAAAUUACCAGGGCCAUUAUUAUGUUAGUGACCACUUCAAAUUUCUUUUGGCAUGUUGAUGCAGGGUUUCUUGAGUUACUAAGAUCAG